Molecule: messenger RNA, 1829 nt
Organism: Suricata suricatta (meerkat)
Lineage: Eukaryota; Metazoa; Chordata; Mammalia; Carnivora; Herpestidae
Gene: RNF122
Product: ring finger protein 122
Exons: 6
Coding region: 371-838 (155 amino acids)
Source: RefSeq, a predicted model, not a curated record
UAGCAGCUCACCUUCUCGCCAAGGCUCCCGCCGAAGCUUUUCCCUCCUCUGCGAACUGGGCGCCCCCGCCCUGUUCUGUAGCGCCCUGCAUCUCCCCCAGCCCGGGGGCCCUUCCUGCGUUUCCUCAGUGGUGCGCUCAUCCAGGGGACUUUCUAUUUGUUUGUUUCCCCCCCUUUCCCUCUUUGUUGCUCUGAAACCAUUCUAGCCGAAACCCCCACCACCCCGGAGGGAGUUCGACUUGUGGAGACAGGCUGCUGGCCGCGGACAGCACCCGCCCCUCCUGCGGACCCGAAAGCCGGGGCGCCCAGCCCGUGUGCCCUACCCGGCGCCUGCGUUUGUUCGCCGGAGGAAGCCAGCCGAGAGUUCAUUGAUGCACCCAUUCCAGUGGUGUAACGGGUGUUUUUGUGGCCUGGGACUGGUUAGUACCAACAAGUCCUGCUCCAUGCCACCCAUCAGUUUCCAAGACCUUCCCCUCAACAUCUACAUGGUCAUCUUCGGCACAGGCAUCUUUGUCUUCAUGCUCAGCCUCAUCUUCUGCUGCUAUUUUAUCAGCAAACUCCGGAACCAGGCCCAGAGUGAACGAUACGGCUAUAAGGAGGUGGUGCUUAAAGGUGAUGCCAAGAAGUUACAGUUAUAUGGGCAGACCUGUGCAGUCUGUCUGGAAGACUUCAAGGGGAAGGACGAGCUAGGUGUGCUCCCAUGCCAACAUGCCUUUCACCGGAAGUGUCUGGUGAAGUGGCUGGAGGUGCGCUGUGUCUGCCCUAUGUGUAACAAGCCCAUUGCUGGGCCCUCAGAGGCCACUCAGAGCAUUGGCAUCCUCCUGGAUGAGCUGGUGUGAAUGCUGCCUCUACACCACGGCCUGGAGAAGACCUCUUGCCUCAUGGGUGCCUGGCCCCUCUGCACAGCUACCGCGAACCAGACUUGGGUGGUGACUGACGUGCUUACCGGAAGGAGCAGUGAUGCAGGGCUGGUCUCCCACCAUCGGGUGAGGCCAGAGUUGCCCCACCUUCCCACCUCCUGAAGCCUUCUUCCCUGCUACUCAGAACGGAUGGUGUCACCCAGCAAGAACACUGUGUCCUGGUACUGGACCCUCUACCUGCCUGUCCCUGCUGGGGAAGCCGGGGAAGGCAAUCCACUCCCAUCGGCCGAGAACUUGUGUUCGCCCCUUGAGAAUUCCCCUUGGGAGGACUGGCUGCCCUGACCUAGAGGAAGGGAGGAGGUGGGCCCUGCCCCACCUGUCACGUCCCUCCCCUCUUCACUCCUUCCACAGGAAGGUGAGGAGGGGAGGAAGGAACCAUCAAGGAACCAAGUGCCUCCAGUGGAAGUGAGGGAGGCCCUGUAGGAAAUCAGGAAAAACAGGGACCCAGAGAAAGGAGUCGAUGUUUACAUGGGGCCUAUGGAAAUAAAGGCUUGGCCUGUAGGCCUGCUGACUACAGGGUAGUGGGGGGCAAAUGCCUUCCCUCUGCUAGGGUCUGAGGUGCUAUCUAUUCACCGUCUUCCUCAGCUGAUCUCAGAGCUUCCUAUUCCGUUUUGGGGUUUGAGUGCCCCUCCAGAGGAAGGGCUGAUUCUACACUCAAAUAAAUUCCCAGGGGCUUUUUCUAAAGGAGCAGAAGGGGCCUGGGGAUGGGGGUGUCUGAAGGUUAAGGAAGCAACAGAUACCUUCUUCCCCUCUGUAAAUAGUAUUUUUAUACUUCGUCCUCACCAUCUCAGGCUUUGUAUACGGAAUCUCCUGAAUGGAGGGGGCGGGGCUUCCUCUCUCCCCCUCCGGAGUAGGUGAGCAUGGGAUAAAGGUGUGUAUUUAAAGAAAAUUAAAUUUAAUAACAAGUUUC